AUGUUUCUCUGCCCUUCUACUUUGCAAUGCAUACCCAAUUCUUGGCUAUGUGAUUCUGAAGUGGAUUGUAAAGAAGGAGAAGAUGAAAAGAAUUGCGAUGAUAAGCCAACACAAUGUCAAGUUAACGAAUACUCCUGUCGAACAACAGAGAAAGGAGUUAGAACAGAGACCUUAAAUCCUUGGCUAACACAUUUGGGCCCUGUUGGACUUUAUAAACAUUCUUGUAUUCCAAAAGAAUGGCGUUGUGAUGGAGAACCUGACUGUCUUUAUAAGGAUGAUGAGGAGAACUGUCCAAAGAUUAAAUGUGACGAAAAUCAUUUUGAAUGUAAAGGAUUUGACAAUUUGUUAACAUCUUGCAUUCCCAAAGAGUGGGUUUGUGAUGGACAGACUGAUUGUUUGGAUAUGAAGGACGAGGCAAACUGUACUGACACUCCAAAAGAUAUUUGUGACUAUCAAACCGAAUUUAGGUUAAUAAUUUUAGAAAAUUAA
Molecule: messenger RNA, 489 nt
Organism: Meloidogyne enterolobii
Lineage: Eukaryota; Metazoa; Nematoda; Chromadorea; Rhabditida; Meloidogynidae
Source: the annotation of a GenBank genome assembly